CUCUUCUGGCCCCCCCACGCCAUCGGGAACGGGACCGCUCCGGCGGAGGAGCCGGCGGUCCUCCACUUCCUCGAGGAUGUCUUCGGGGUGCGCCUGCACAAGGCCCGCAGGGAGAUACCGACCACUCUGGUGGGCAGCGUGGUGCUGCCGGCUGUGGCGGCGCUGGCGACCGUGGCCCUGGUGCUGCGCCGCGCCGCCCCGUCAAAGUACGCGGAGCUCCAGGGGAGGCUGCAGGCAGCGUCGCGCGGCGCUGCGCUGCAGCCUCUUCGGCGGGGCUGUGCGGCGCUCGGCCGCCGCCUCAACCUGACGGCGGAUCGCCUGCCCAUCCUCUGCGUGUCGUACGACCUCUUCCUGGGCCUGGGCUACAACCAACUGGCGGAGGACUUCCAGAGCGCGACCUCCGCUCUGGGUGUGAGCUUACUCAAGGCCACCCUCUACUCCCUCCGGCAUGGAGGGGCCAGCCACGACCGGAGCACGGGCGCCAGAGGCUUGGGCGGCGUGCAGCAACGAGGGGGAUGGAAGGCGUUCAAGUCCGUGCUGCGCUACGAGAAGCACGGACGCCUCUCGCUGGAACUUCGCAAGCUCAGCGACCAGCAGCGCGAGGCCCUCCGAGCAGCAGGCGGGGACUACGUGGGCGUCUUCAACAGGUCCUUGGUAGCGCCCCACAUCAGACAAGAGCGUGCAUCGAAGUCUUCUCGGGAUGUGGGGCGCUGA
Prorocentrum cordatum is the source of this 714-nucleotide messenger RNA. The record is from the annotation of a GenBank genome assembly. NCBI's taxonomy places the organism in Eukaryota, Dinophyceae, Prorocentrales, Prorocentraceae.